Triticum turgidum subsp. durum (durum wheat) is the source of this 282-nucleotide messenger RNA. The record is from the annotation of a GenBank genome assembly. Lineage: Eukaryota; Viridiplantae; Streptophyta; Magnoliopsida; Poales; Poaceae.
AUGACUACAAAGAUCAAUGACGAUGAACCUGCUGAUAUUUGGAGAUGGGAGUAUCUUGCUCCGCCGCUUGAGAACUGGGCCGACCAGCCCUGCUCGUCCCAAUGGUUGGUCCACCACAGGUUACGGAUUAAUGCUCAAGUUUGUGAAGAUUCAUUAUUUUUAUUACUUUUUGCCUUACUUUUCACGUUAUUUUUAUGCCAUUUGUACUUGAUUAAUGAGGUAUUUUAUUUAGACAGAAUUACCGAGGUAUUCAGUCCAAAUAUUAUGUGGACCAUUAUCUGA